Saccostrea cuccullata (small rock oyster) is the source of this 2240-nucleotide messenger RNA. Its product is annotated as heparan sulfate glucosamine 3-O-sulfotransferase 6-like. Gene Ontology annotation, molecular function: [heparan sulfate]-glucosamine 3-sulfotransferase activity. The record is from RefSeq and is a predicted model, not a curated record. The transcript has 2 exons. Lineage: Eukaryota; Metazoa; Mollusca; Bivalvia; Ostreida; Ostreidae. The coding region runs from base 507 to 1676 and encodes 389 amino acids.
AAUAACCGCUUAGUGGGUAAAAGAGUUUUUCUGCGUGUCUGUCCGUCAAAUAUAACAACUACAGGGGUUUGGAGUUAUCAGCAGAUUUUGUGUUAUCGUACAAUUUCUACAGCAAAGUGUAAAGACGGAUCAAGGUGUCAAAUUGCCUUUUUUCUGUUGAUACACCACUGACCUAGCUGCGAGGUAACAGAUAUACGACAUUCACAAUGGGGUAAACUAGUGAUUCGGAGAAGAAAAAAAGACUGAGACCCAGGUGUUAAAUCGCUAUGUUCCAUGUCGAUUCAUUCUUCAAUUAUGAAUAGUGUUGUUUUGGAAAAGUUUACUAGCCGGUUGAUCACUUACUAGGAAUCUUUACAAUUUUACUGCAGCGAAACUGGUUGUUUAAUCCCCACACUCAAUUUAUGCCUUUGGAUAGCCACUGUCAUUCUGAAUGUUAAAAGGAUGCGUCGUUUUUCUGUGUGAUUGUAGUCAAUAUAUAAAUUUAGCCAGAAUAACAAUGAUAGGAUAUGCGGGGUGUAAAUUUGUUUCGAACUUUUAGAAAUUUUAGGAAGAAGUUGUGGUCCCACGUACUGUUAAUCGGAUGCUUACUUCUUGGUUUAAGUGUUCUUAGUUUCAAUACUCGAGCCCUUAGACAAAACGGGCUUAGUUCACCAAAAUCUUCGUCAGAGGAGUCUUAUUCCAAGCUUCCAGACUUUGGUCAUCAUAACCGAAACUUGCGGAAUAUCUUGCCAUACGACGGUACACACCGGCGACGAAAUGAUCAACCAACGAGAAAAUCCCUUAACAAAGCUUACAGACUCUCAGAUAAUUGGAACAUGACUUUGACAUCUGAAUCAAGUCAAGCGAAAGUCCUGAUGGAAAGGGGCAGCGAAAAACCGGGAGAAAGUGGGGGUAUGAGAAAGCGACGACUUCCCCAAGCAAUAAUCAUCGGGGCGAAAAAGAGCGGGACCCGUGCCUUGUUGGAAUUUCUACGUGUCCACCCAGACGUUCAGGCUACUGGUCCAGAGCCGCACUUCUUCGAUAAAAAUUAUCACAGAGGGCUGGAGUGGUACAGAAACAUGAUGCCAGAGACGUUGCCACACCAGAUGACGAUCGAGAAAACCCCCAGCUACCUCAUCACGAAGGAGGUGCCAUCCAGGGUUUACAAAAUGUCGAAUCUGACCAAACUAGUCCUCGUGGUGAGGGACCCAGUCACCCGUGCCAUUUCAGACUACACACAGAUUCUUAGCAAACAUGGCGGAAAAGUCAAGUCUUUUCAGAGUUCUGCGUUUCUGAACAACGACACAAAUAAAAUUAAUACGUCAUGGAUUGUGAUAAGAAUUGGUUUAUAUGUCAAGCAUCUAGAGAAUUGGUUAUCUGUAUUUCCUUUGGAACAGAUUCAUUUUGUUCACGGCGAGAACUUAGUGACGAAUCCGGGGGAGGAAAUGAGGAAAGUGCAGGAGUUCCUAGGGUUGCGUCCUCUCUUAACGGAUAAACACUUCUUUAUGAACAAAACCCGAGGGUUUCCGUGUAUCAGAAGAACUAUUAACAGCAAACGAGGCCACUGUCUGGAUGAGAGUAAAGGUCGUAAACAUCCCACAUUACCCGCCAAAGUGAUUUCCUCUCUCAGACGUUUUUAUCGCCCCUAUAACGCCAAAUUUUACAAAAUGACAAAUAUCAAUUUUCACUGGACAUAAAUCUUCGCCAUUACUCUAUAGGCAAUCAGAUUGGCCUUUCUCCCUAUUUAAUGACUGGGUUAUGAUCCCUUUUUGAGAGGUUGCCAGUAGCCUUAAUUAGUGCUGAAAAAUGUUACAUGUAUUUUAUUGUAUAUUUUUAUGUUCAGUGGCAAUUCAAUUAUUUGAUUCGGGAAAUGAAUCGGAUGUCAAGUGAUUUCAUGCAAUACGGGUGGUUUUAUUUUCAAUAUUUUUUAUUAGAAAGUUAUUUAACAUUUAAAUUAUGAGAAAGUAUGUGUUUUUUUCAGUCUGGUGAAGGUAUCGUUUGCAAUCAAAAUUUACAAUACUCAUUUAAAACUGAUGUCGGUAAUUAUACAUGUAAACCUGUCAAAUGUUACUGACCUUGAAAUGUACACAUAUGGAUUUAACUUUUACAAAUUACAAAAAAGUAAAUAUUCAAAGACUUUAAAAUUUAUGAUUAUUUGAGUAAGCGUUCGAAAAUUUUAUCAACUUUAGAUUAAUGCUGUUUUCUGUUUUGCUUGUGCAGCAUACAGGAAGAAUGGAAAGAAUCAAGAAUUGUUAUUGUUC